UCUCAUUACACAACAACGCAUGUCUCUCUCUCUCUCUCUCUCAUCUCUGCGCCACUGUUGUAGAGAGAGAAAUUGUGCUACUCUCGCGAGAGAGUGAAACAUAAGCCCGACUGAAGUACUGCUGCAAAUGCAGGAGAAACCGUGAAGAUUGGUGUUAUCAAGGUGGGUCUUUAGAGAGAGAAAGAGAGAUCAGCAUUCUUCUGAAUAAGGAGGAGGAACCCACCUCUUCUUUCCAUUUGAUUUUCUCAAAAACCUUCAGUUUCUUCUGAACGCAUUGCUCUGGAGUGAGCUCUAGAGAGAGAAAACAGAUGCUUGUUUCGGCUGAUGGUUUAUGAAGAUGGAGGGAGAGAGAUCACAUCGAAGUGGAAGUGAGCUCUUUGUCUGCUUCACAUCUAGACCCUCUUCGUCUUCCUCCUCCUCCUCGAUGAAGCUCGCUUCCAAAUCCAUUUUAAGCCCAGGUCGAACGGAUACGAAGUUCAGAGAAGCCCCGAGCCGCAGGCUCAAAAGCAAUGGAAGUGUGAAAGGCCAGUCGAGCCCGAUGUUCCCGACUGGUCGGAAAAAGGCGUCGGGUUUUGAAACCCAAGAGCCAUCUUCUCCAAAGGUGACCUGCAUAGGCCAGGUUCGGGUCAAGACUAAGCAAGGUGGCCGCAGGGCUCGAGCCAGGCAAGCAGGAGAGGUGAGCUUCAGGGGGAGCAGCAAGAGAGAGAGGGAGCAGCACGAUUGCUUGCCUCACAGGAACCAGAAAUGGGCCCAUUUGUUUGGGUUCAAGAGAGAGGUUUCUCUCAAUAUAUGUGAGGCUCUAAGGACUUUUGGGGCUGAGUUCAACUGCUUUAUUCCAUGCGGUGGAGGAGGUGGCGCCACCAAUAAUGGUGGCUCUGAAUCUAAUGUUCAGGCGGUCAAGGAGAAGGAGGAUGGGGCUGCUAGUGCUUGUGGUGCUGUAUUCGCAAAGUGGUUGAUGGUUUUGCAGGAGAGUGACGAGAAGAGGCUGCCAUUGAGUGAGGCGGAGGUGGGUUCAGAGAAGAGGAGGCUGAUACUAGCUGAUCAAGGGGAGGAGGAGUUAGAAGAGAGGAGAGAGGUGAACAAAGUGGAAGUGGAGGAGGACGACGACGAGGCGGAGGAGGAGGAACCCACCAUUGCUGUUCCCCCAAGAAAUGCCUUGCUGCUUAUGAGGUGCAGAUCUGAGCCUUUGAGGAUGUCUGCUCUGGCUAAUCGGUUCUGGGAUUCCCCUGUUGCGGGAGAAGAAGAGCACAGGCAUGAGAGCGAAGAAGAGGAUGACGAAGAGGAAGAAGCCGACGACGAAGAAGAAGAUGAAGAGGAGGAAGAAGAAGAAGGUGUAGCAGUAACAGAUGAAGUUGCUACACAGGAAGUUCUUCUACAAACCCUAGAGGAAGAAGAAGAAGAAGCUGGGCUCUGCGAGUUCAUGGGUUUGGUGGAGUCCAAGAUCCAGUCUCUAUUGCAAGACAAGGAAGAUGCAGCAGAGAUUUCAGCUGAGAAGGAAGAGGCAGCUGAAAUUUCAGCAGAGAGGAGCAGUGAGGAACAUGAAAUUCAAGCUCCAGAGAGAAAUUGCACAAGUGAUGACCAUGGAGCAAAUACUCAAGAGACGGAAGAAGGCGAAAUCGAUAUAACAGAGGCCAUCAAAGAAGAUCUCAAACUAGAAGAACCAGAGCUCGCACCAGAAGAAGAAGAACCAAGGAGCCCUAGCAAUGAACAAGAAACAGCGGCAGUAGUGGAAGAGAGCAAUGAACAAGAAACAUCAGCAGUAGUAGAAGAGGAAGAAAGAGAAGAAGCCAUUAGCAUUGAAAACGCAGGAGAAGCGGCAGAAGAAGAGGAAGCAAAAGAAACAGAAGGACUGGAAGAAGUAGCAAGAGAAACCGAGUGCUCUUCCCUUGAGGACAAGUACGAACCCGAACCCGUGGCCGAGAAGCCACUGCCCCAAUGCCUCCUGCUCAUGAUGUGCGAGCCCAAGCUCUCCAUGGAAGUCUCCAAAGAAACAUGGGUUUGCAGCACCGAUUUCCUCCACCACCGCCCGCCUCCGCCACUGCCACCACCACAACCCAAGCCCCAAACACAGAUUGACCCAACCAGCAAUGGCGACCGGAUUGAAAGAGUGAGCACAGAUGAAGAGAGAGAAAAGACACCAUGUGAAACAACAGUGGCUUCCAUGGCUAAGGCCAUAGAGCAAAAGCUAAUCAACGCGUACGAGCCCUUCGUCUUGACACGGUGCAAGUCCGAGCCCAUGCGUUCCUCAGCAAGACUCGCUCCCGAGGCCUGUUUCUGGAAGACCCGGAACCUGGACCGAGCCACUGGUCCGGUUCUCGGCGUGGGUGCGGCAGGGAUGGGGUUCUGACCGAGCCCACUUUUCAAGACAUGGACCUACUAAUUGCACCCACCAACCAACUCCUGAGAACGAGGCCUGAAACCUUUGUGCUUUUGGUAAGUUUCAGUGGGCCCUGUGUGUUGUUUGGUUGCAGGCUUUUUGCGUUUUACUGUUUGUUGUGUAAUGGGGGAUUUGUACAUUGAUAUGUGUGUGCGCGCUAAGGUCCUUUUAACAGGAGUACAGUAUGCUCCAUACAUUGUAUAAUGACUAUAAUCAAUAAUCGAUGGUGAUGAAAUGGAUAAGCAAAUGGAUGUAUUUUUAUUUUA
This is a messenger RNA of Amborella trichopoda, 2643 nucleotides long. It is a transcript of the gene HCF243, whose product is annotated as Serine/Threonine-kinase pakA-like protein. Lineage: Eukaryota; Viridiplantae; Streptophyta; Magnoliopsida; Amborellales; Amborellaceae. The record is from RefSeq and is a predicted model, not a curated record.